GGUGAGAUGUGCCACGUGGCUGUGUAUGUGCCUUUGCUUUAUCUUUUCAUGGAGCAUGGUCGGUUGAAUUCCGGCAUCUUCUUUUUUAUUCUUCUCAUCCGCGGCUGAACUUCUUCUACACGUUUGUUCCUCCUUCUAUCUCUUCAAUUAAAGCAAAAUUCUAACUUUAGGAACUCUACUACUUUGCUUGGUCUUAGUUCAUUGUCAGAUUGAAAAGCCACACUCAAGAAGCAGAAAAUUUGAACUAGCAACCUGGAGUUCAUACAUAUGGUCACAAAAAACCACAUGAAACUUUAUGUGGCAGCAGGCAUCUUCUAAGGGAAUAGUAAGGAAAUCUAAGUAUAUCCUGGUUAAUCAAUGAUGAGAGACAUAAGAUGAUAUCAAGGUCAAAGGAAGCAGAUUUUUCAGAUAAACAGGAAGGCAAUUCAAUUGAUGACAAAAUCACUAAGGCUUCCUCCAGUUCAACAACAUGGUUGAGACUGAAGGAUCCAAGGAUAGUCCGGGUGUCGCGUGCUUUUGGAGGAAAAGACAGGCAUAGCAAAGUUUGCACUAUAAGAGGAUUGAGAGACAGGCGAGUGAGGCUUUCAGUACCCACUGCAAUUCAAUUGUAUGAUCUUCAAGAUAGGCUUGGGCUCAAUCAGCCAAGCAAAGUUGUUGAUUGGUUACUCAAUGCAGCUAAGCAUGAGAUCAAUGAGCUUCCACCACUGCCAAUACCCCCUGGGAACUUCAGCCUAGAUCCUUCUAACAUUGAAGUUGGUGUUUCUCAAUGUAAUGAGGGGUUUAAGAUGAAUAGCAAUUUUGAAUGGGAAGGUUCAAGUGCAUUAUCCAAAUCAAACCUUUGGAGUUCAGAUGCUUUUUGGAGGGCUAAAUCUAAAGAAGCUGCAAGGGGAACAAAUCCAAAAGAAAAUUGGACAAAGAGGAAUGAAGUUGAAGGUAAUGAAAGUCAUGGUGCACAAGUUUCAUCUAAUAAUUUCUUGCCAAGAGCUAGUCACCCUUCCUUACCUGCAGGUUUGUUGAAUACUUCCAUACCAUAUAAUUAUCAAUGGGAUCCUUCAAAUUUUCCACCAACACAUUUUGGAAGCCAUGGAUUCACAUCCCAAACAGAAGAUCAGCCCAGCUAUAGUGUCAUGUCAUUGCCUUCCACGUUGUCUUUAUCGACUGGGGGGCCUCAAAUUUUGGUAUGUCCUCCAGGAACAACACAACCUUUCUUCCCUUCCCAUGCCAUGGCUUCAGGGGAGACUGAUAUGAGACAAGUGAACCAUUUUCAAAUGUUGAGCUCAAGUUCACAUACCCAUUUGCCAAAUUCUCUUACACCACCUGUAUACCCUACAAGCCAAACAAUAAGGUCGUUCAAUUUCAAUUUGACUCCUCCUAAGCCUCUUCAUUCUCCAACCAGCAGUGGAUGUCAGCCAAAUAAUGACCAAGAGUUUCCUUCAAAAUGAUACAGAAACAAUAAAGGGUCAUCGAAAGAUGCAGUUCGUUUCAAGAAACAAGCAGUCCUCAGAUCUUCUUAAACAGUAAGGAAGGCAAGGUGCAUUACUUUAAAGACAUUAUACUUAUCUAGUGUGGAUAUAUUUCUUAUUAUGAAUUCAUGUUUGAUUUCCUACCUAGUUUUGCCUCAUGGUGGUAAUUAGUAUUCAAAUAUGCAAUUGAAUUCAAUUUCAAUCGUAAACAAAGAAUUCAAUGUAUUUGAUGCCGUAUGAAGGAAGAGUUUGAUAUUGGUGAGACACCAUAGUGAAGUGGCCACCGUUUGUAUGAAGUGGCCACCGUUUGUAUUUUUAAUUCAUUGACCACAUACGAGGUUAUGUGUGCAUGAAACUAGAAAAUAUGAUGUUGAAUCUGAAAUUGUACACUUUAUGUUAAAAA
Quercus robur (English oak) is the source of this 1866-nucleotide messenger RNA. Its product is annotated as transcription factor TCP13. The record is from RefSeq and is a predicted model, not a curated record. The transcript has 2 exons. Bases 375 to 1442 code for a protein of 355 amino acids. Gene Ontology annotation, cellular component: nucleus. Gene Ontology annotation, molecular function: DNA-binding transcription factor activity; sequence-specific DNA binding. NCBI's taxonomy places the organism in Eukaryota, Viridiplantae, Streptophyta, Magnoliopsida, Fagales, Fagaceae.